Molecule: messenger RNA, 4273 nt
Organism: Octopus bimaculoides (California two-spot octopus)
Lineage: Eukaryota; Metazoa; Mollusca; Cephalopoda; Octopoda; Octopodidae
Product: mRNA-capping enzyme
Biological process (GO): protein dephosphorylation; 7-methylguanosine mRNA capping
Molecular function (GO): mRNA 5'-triphosphate monophosphatase activity; ATP binding; mRNA guanylyltransferase activity
Source: RefSeq, a predicted model, not a curated record
UUAUCUUCCCCUGAAUUUUGUGACGACAUAACAUCUUUGAAGUGAACGUUCAGUGUUUGGUCCGUCAUCUCUCAAAAUAGUGUGGUGGAAGCAAACCAGCCAAGUUUGGAUUGCUUUUUUUUAUUCUUUUUUACGGGGGAAUAUCCCCUAAAGCAACAACAACAACACAAAAACAAUUUGAUUUCUGCUGUUUUCACAAGGAACAACUUUAUUCUUCAUUCCUCACACCUAAACACCAUUAUUCCCUGCCACACAGUCUUUUGGGUCGUCAUCGUCGUUAAUGUUGUCAUAGCUGCUUCAUUUUAUUUGUUUUUUCCUUUUUAAAUUAUUUAUCUUGUUCUCCCAUAAGCAUGUAAUUCAAUAUAAGAACUAUUCCAUUCCAAAACACCACCAAGAUGACCAACCAGGAAGUCAAGUUACCUCCAAGAUGGCUCCGUUGCCCACGGAGAGGAAAACCUGUUGUUGGAAAAUUUUUACCUUUCAAGACUCCACUGGACUCGAGAUACAAUGGUCUCGUUGCUGAUGAGUUCAAGUUUGAUGUUGGUCUCCUAUUUGGUUCUGUCAAGCAUUACAAUAUGAAAAUAGGAAUGUGGAUUGAUUUGACUAACACUGACCGAUUCUAUGAAAGCUCUUCAAUUGAGAAGGAAGAUUGUAAAUAUUUAAAAUUAAAAUGCCGCGGUCAUGGAGAAGCACCAUCUGAAGAUCAAACCAAGGUUUUUAUUGAAAUGGCUGCCAAAUAUUUUACCACUCACCCCACAGAUGUCAUUGGUGUUCAUUGUACACAUGGCUUCAACAGAACUGGUUUUCUUAUUGUUGCCUACCUUGUUGAAAAAGAGUCCUGGAGUGUUGAUGCUGCUAUACAGGAGUUUGCUAAAUGCCGUUCUCCUGGAAUAUACAAACAGCACUAUAUCAAUGAUUUAUGUCAGCGUUAUGGAGAUAAAGACAUGAUAAUUUCUGCUCCAAUGCUACCUGAAUGGUGUCAGGAGUACGACGACUCGGUAAAAGAUAAUGAUGACAUAGAAGAAGCCAAUGGUGACCCCAGUCAUGGCACACAAGCAUCAAUGCCAACCAGUGCACCAGGGAGGCACAAGAAGGAAUUCUUCAAAAAGAAUGCCCAGUUCAUGGAAGGUGUAAGAGGAGUAUAUCCUGUUGAAGACCAGUCUCUUCUGUCCAGCAUACAGCGCAAAUGCCAAGACAUGUGUGGAUGGAAGUUUUCUGGGUUUCCUGGCUCCCAACCAGUGUCAAUGGACAUAAACAAUCUCAUCUACCUCAAGCAGAAACCAUACAAAGUUAGCUGGAAAGCUGAUGGAACAAGGUACAUGGCCCUAAUAAAUGGCCCUGACAAUGUCUAUAUGAUCGACCGUGACAACGCUGUGUUCCAUGUACCCAAUUUACAGUUCCCAUCCCGGAAGAUUCCAUCAGAACAUCUCACAGAAACUCUUCUAGAUGGUGAGAUGAUCCUUGACAAAGUCGACGACAGAGUGGUACCAAGAUAUUUAGUCUAUGAUAUCGUCAAAUUUAUGGGUAAAGAUGUUGGCGGCACCGACUUUGAGCGCCGGCUUCUGUGUAUCAAGAAGGAGAUUAUUGAACCAAGACAUUCACGGAUGAUUGAGGGGCUUCUUGACAAAACUAAAGAACCAUUCAGCGUACGAGCUAAAGAUUUCUGGGAUAUCAGCAUCUCAAGAAAGUUACUGGAUGGUAAAUUUACAAGUGAAGUUAGCCAUGAAGUCGAUGGCCUCAUCUUCCAGCCAGCUGGUGAGAGAUAUGUAUGUGGCCGUAAUCCCAAUGUUCUCAAAUGGAAACCAGCAACCAUGAAUUCUGUUGAUUUCCGACUUGAUAUUCGUAAAGUAGAAAAACAAGGAAUGUUACCUGAAACAAAAGGUUACCUGUUUGUUGGACACCAAGACAAUCCAUUUGCAGAAAUGAAGGUGAACAGAGAGAUGAAAGAACUCAAUAACAAAAUUAUUGAAUGUACAUGGGAUGAUGAAAAAUCUUGUUGGAAGUUUCUACGGCAACGAACUGACAAAUCUUUCCCCAAUAGCUACGAUACAGCUUUGGGUGUGUGUAACAGCAUCAGACAUCCUGUCACCAAGGAGAUUCUUCUGGACAUUGUGGAGCGGAAGAGGUCAAUGCCACCAAUGGGCAGUGGCGGUGGUGGCGGCAGCCGGGACCAGGAAUUAAUGCCGCCUCCUUCCAAGAAACGAGCGACAUUUUGCUAACAAUUCCCUUCCCAACACCAACCAACAGUUUAUUCAACCAUCCACCCAUCCAUUCAUUCAAGCCAUCCCCAACAUCCCCUCCCAUCAGUAUAGGCAGGCCCUUCUCUUUCUCUCUCUCUCUCUCUCUCCUUUUAUUUUAAAAAAUUUUUAGACUUUUAAUAAUUUCAGGCCUUGUGCCUAUAUCAUCAUCAUCAUCAUCAUCAUCACAUUAUUAUUAUUGUUGUUAUUAAGGCAAUGGGCUGACAAUUGUUAGCAUCCCAGGGAAAGACUUAGUGGCAUUUCAUCCAUCGCUACGUUCUAAGUUCAAAUUCUGCUGGGGUCGACUUUGCCUUUCAUCCUUUCAGGGUCGAUGAAACAAGUACCAGUUGCGCACUGGGGUCUGUGUAAUCGACUAUCUCCCGCUCCCAAAAUUUCAGGCUUUGUGCCUAUAGUGAAAAGGAUUAUUAUUAUUAUUAUUAUUAUUAUUAUUAUUAUUAUUGUGGUGAGCUGGCAGAAUUGUUAGUAUGCCAGACAAAAUGCUUAGCAUUUAGUAGAAAGGAUUAUUAUUAUUAUUAUUAUUAUUAUUAUUAUUAUUUAUUAAGGUGGCAAGUUGGCAAAAUCAUUAAAACAUUGAACAAAAUGCUUGGAGGUAUUUCUUCUGCUUCUUGGACUUGUGCCAAAAUUAGAGGUUGUUGUCAUUAUUAUUAUUAUUAUUGGGAUGGAAGAUUCAUUAGAACGUUGGACAAAAUACUUUGUGCUGUUUGCUCCAGCUCUUUAUAUUCUGUGUUCAAGUCCUGCUGUGGUCAACUUUGCCUCUCAUCCUAUCAGGGUCGAUGAAAUAAAGUACCGGUCAAGUAGUGAGAUUGAUGUAAUCAGCUAACCUCAUCUCGCUAAAAACUUGCUGGCUUUGUGCCAAAAUUUGAAACCAUUAUUAUUAUUAUUAUUAUUAUUAUUAAGGUUGUUAGCUGGCAGAAUCAUUAGCACACCAGGUGAAAUGCUUAGUGGUAUUUCAUCUGUUGCUGCAUUCUGGGUUCAAAUUCCACCGAAGUCGACUUUGCCUUUCAUCCUUUCGGGUUUGAUUAAAUAAGUACCAGUUAUGCACUGGGGUCAAUCUAAUCGACUUAGUCCCUUCCCCCAAAAUUUGAGGCCUUGUGCUUCCAGUAGAAAGAAUAAUUAUUAUCAUUAAGGUUAUUAGCUGGCAGAAUCGUUAGCAUGCCAGGCGAAAUGCUUAGUGGUACUUCAUCUGUUGCUAUGUUCUGAGUUCAAAUUCCACUGAGGCCGAUUUUGCCCUCCUUCUUUUUGAGGUCAUUAAAACAAGUACCAGUUUCCCCAUCCCCCAAAAUUUCAGGCCUUGUUCCUAUAGUAGAAAGGACUAUCAUUAUUAUUAUUAUUAUUAAAGCUGUCAGCUGGCAGAAUUGUUAGCAGACCAGGCGAAAUGCUUAGCAGCCAGCAUUUCGUCCAUCUUUACGUUCUGAGUUCAAAUUCCACUGUGGUCAACUUAUCCUUUCAUCCUUUCUGGGUCAAUAAAAUAAGGACUAGUUGAGAGCUAGUGUCACUGUAAUUAAACUCUCUUCCAAAUUUGCUGGCCUUGUGCCAAAACUUGAAACCAUUAUCAUCAUCAUCAUCUCCAUCACCAUCAUCAACAUCAUUAACAUCAUUAUUAUUAUUAUUAUUAAUAUUAUUAUUAUUAUUAUUAUUGGCCUAGGUGAAGGUUUAUUGUCGCUUUUUGACUAUUCCUUCUCUUCUUGUUGUCUCCUCCCCAAUACCCAAGCCCCAUGCUUACAUUUCCAUUCACACACUUCCACUAAAUGAAAGAACACAGACAUGCAUUCCCAUGCAUGCACGUAUGAAGCAGAUAAUUAAUUCACAACAUGGUCAGGCAGAGUUACUUGGUAUGGGCAUUCCUUGAGGUGACGAAUAGACAAAUGAAUUUUGUCAAUAUGUUGUUUGUUUGGUUUUUUUUUUUGGUUUUUUUUUUACACUUGAAAGAUUAAUCUGUAGUGAGAAACUCUGAGUAUCAAAAUCAGAAAUAAUCAGCUUCAGGUGAAUAAAUAAACUCUAUUACAUGUAUUGCA